Messenger RNA from Ornithodoros turicata, 792 nucleotides. RefSeq lists its product as uncharacterized. The record is from RefSeq and is a predicted model, not a curated record. Lineage: Eukaryota; Metazoa; Arthropoda; Arachnida; Ixodida; Argasidae. The coding region runs from base 1 to 792 and encodes 263 amino acids. The transcript is spliced from 4 exons.
AUGUCCCCAGCUUUGGAAUACAAGACCUCGUGGAACAUAUCAGUAUCGUCCACGGUCUCGUCGCUGUCGUGUCAAACGCUGAAGAUCAUGAAUGGCUUGCUCAGACGCAUUUUAAUUUUGACAGCGCCCAAGGUGGUCCCUCUUCAACAAGAGGUAGUUGCUGCCCAACCAGAUGAGUUUGGAGAACCCUGCACGAAUGGGCCGAGCAUCUCCUUAUCCCAAACUGCUGAAAACAACACAAGCCGACUAAACGGCGUCCUCUGGCCUGACAAGGCAGUAAGGUUCCUUCUAAGCAUCUGCCAAGAGGAGGAAGAGAGGAGUGGCACAAUGAAGUUCACGAAGGCAUUUUGGUCCAAGGCUUCAGGCUUGCUUGCGGAAAAGGGAUACACGCUGACUUCCACCCAGUGCUCUGACAAGUGGAAAAAUCUUAAGAAAACCUACAAAACAGUGGCAGACAGCAAAAACAAGAGUGUGAAUGGAAGUCAAAAGUGGGAGUAUUGGAGUAUUAUGCACGAUAUUCUUGGGAAGAAGCCCGAGAUACAGCCACCCGCUUUGGCCUCAACAUCUAGUGGACUCCACCUCCUUGAGGACCAAGAACAAACAUCAGAAACCCCACAUAAUGAAGUCUCUCCACCUCGCAAGAAGAGUCGAACAUCAAAAAACAACGUACGCAAUGCUGGAGAACGGUUAAGGUUGGAAAAUGAGAGGGUUGAACAGCUGCGGACCUUCAAUCAGCUGUUCAGAGAGUACCUUGAAAUGAAGAAAGUGCAAAUGAACAUGCCCAAAAGUUAA